Molecule: messenger RNA, 480 nt
Organism: Helobdella robusta
Lineage: Eukaryota; Metazoa; Annelida; Clitellata; Rhynchobdellida; Glossiphoniidae
Exons: 2
Coding region: 1-480 (159 amino acids)
Source: RefSeq, a predicted model, not a curated record
AUGAUUCCCGGGGAAAAUAUGCGACACAUUCACGAGACGAAAAAUCCUCUAAUUUUUACCAAAGGACUUCCUACAAACAAGGAACAAAAAGAAAACGCUCUCAAGAAAGUUAUAUGGCAAAAGGACUUUUCCUAUAAACAACCAGUUCCAUAUGAAGUGACAAAAAAUGAAAAACAUCGAGGCGAAAAAAGAAAACGUGAUGAGGAUGGCAGUCCAUACGAUACACAUCGCACAAAAGUUACCAAUUUCCUCAACGGUUCCCCCUGUAAAUCCCAAUUGGAUGAGUCCUCUGAUGAUGCUGAGAGUCAAAAUAACGCUGACUAUUUGAAAAAAGAAAUUGAGAUUUUCGAAAAAAGGCAACCACACAUUGCGAAAUCUUUCCAUGAAGUACAGGACUGUGAUGAAUUUGCUAUUUACUACGAUGGGGCCGCUAUUGAAUGGGGUAUUUAUGAACUUCUUAAGGGGAUUGAACCAUUGUAA